Molecule: messenger RNA, 645 nt
Organism: Cutaneotrichosporon oleaginosum
Lineage: Eukaryota; Fungi; Basidiomycota; Tremellomycetes; Trichosporonales; Trichosporonaceae
Biological process (GO): vacuolar transport
Cellular component (GO): endosome
Source: RefSeq, a predicted model, not a curated record
AUGCCACUCCAGAACGUCUACUACGAGCGAAAAGUGGGCACGUCGCGACCGUGCUACGUCUGCAGACGUCCCACCACGACAGUACUUGCAACGCUCAAGACCGAGGACUUCUUGUAUACCUGUGAGGGACAUCUAUCAGAUGUCGCAACACCCAUUGCGACGCCACCACCGGGCCCAAGCGCCGAUGACGUCCGAAAGAUCGUAGAGGAGUAUCGAGCGCGCGAGACGCGACGCAACGACGCCAAGGAGGAGAAGAAGGACGAUAAGGACGACGAGAAGAAGAAGGAGAGUGGAGGUCUUCUCUCUUACCUCCCAUCACUCCCAGGCUUCGGCCAGGAAGAAAAAAAGGACAGCUCAUCUCCAAAGUCUCCUCGCUCACCGGCUCCUGUCAGCCCUGUCAACGUGCCCUCGUCGCCUGCACCACCUGCACACCGCAAGUUUGCGCUGCACCGCGCCAUCUUCUCUAAUCGGCAAGCUGAGCUGGCGCGCAAGGAGCAGGCCGCACGAGCUAAGGAGGUGUCCAAAAAUAUGCCGCAGGCACCGCGUGGUUCCUUCUGACACCCAUCCAUGUCUACAAGCAACGUCCAUUAUGUGUACAAGUAUAAACAAGUAGAUGUGCUAUGGUAUGGUACAAGAGUAGUCAUG